UUGGAGGAUCUGCAUCCGACCCAAGCCGACCGCAUCGAGCUCCACCAGUGAAGACAGGCCCGCCGGCAGCCGUGCUCGGGACGCCGCCGACGCGCGGACUACACCACUGCAACUUCGGACUUCCACCCCAGGGCGCCUGCCCGUAACCUACCCAAGCACGGCCCCGCCAUGCGCGCGGAGUUCUCCCAGAUCAGCGCCUUAACCGCCGCGGCCGCGCACGUCCUCUGCUUUGCGGGCCUUGCUGCCGCCCACGCCCUCGCUGGCCGCGGCGCGCUCGUCUCCGAUCCCGCGCUCGCCCUCCGCCUUGUUGUGGUUUGUGAAGCGCCCAUAGUCAUCGCAGUGUUCAGCUACCUCCGGCGUGAUACCCAAAGCUGCUCGUUUUUCAAGGCUGUUGCGAGAGGAUUGAUCGGCUUGCCUGUGGGAGCGUUCCUUAAUGCAUUUGGAGCAAUCGUUCUUGGUGCACCUGUUGGAAUCAAAUACUGGAUAGCUACUAUUUAUUGGUCGCUUGCCAUGUCCUUGUUAACGUUUGUUCCUGCAGCAUGUGUCUUUGGAACAUCCAAGAUUGAUUGGCAGAAUGUGCUUUCUCACUCCAUUUAUUUCACACCAAUUGAUGUCGAGAACUACAUGAUAUCUGCACCUUGUCAUGGAGCUGUGCUAGGAGCAUGGCUUGGUGCUUGGCCUAUGCCCCUUGACUGGGAGAGACCCUGGCAGGAAUGGCCAAUCUGUGUCACUUAUGGCGCAGUUGCUGGGUAUUUGGUUGGAAUGUCAGUGUCAUUGGUCCUAAUAGCUGUUCAUAAGAGAAGGGUUCGUGCAAAAACAGACUAGCCUGUGGAUGAUGAGUGCAGCCGUCCCUUUUUCUCUCUCCAUUUUUUCCUGGUUAGAUGUGAUAUAUGACUAUUGACUAAUCGAAGAGCCCUGUAGUGCCCAUUUUGUUCAUCCCACAAAGCAAUGUAUUUGCUGAUAAGCUUUCUUGUUAGUGUGAGUACUGAUUGUUUUCAAUAUAUAGCUUCAUCCAGGUUGACAUUGUUCUCAUCUUUUGAAGCGUUUUUGCACCUGUACAUUGUAAGGACUGCAGCUCAGUUUUCCAUAGAGAGUUGGGAGGUUUAUUAUUACUUUAAAA
Molecule: messenger RNA, 1120 nt
Organism: Sorghum bicolor (sorghum)
Lineage: Eukaryota; Viridiplantae; Streptophyta; Magnoliopsida; Poales; Poaceae
Product: phosphatidylinositol-glycan biosynthesis class F protein
Exons: 8
Coding region: 169-825 (218 amino acids)
Biological process (GO): GPI anchor biosynthetic process
Cellular component (GO): endoplasmic reticulum membrane
Source: RefSeq, a predicted model, not a curated record